Molecule: messenger RNA, 1242 nt
Organism: Saccoglossus kowalevskii
Lineage: Eukaryota; Metazoa; Hemichordata; Enteropneusta; Harrimaniidae
Source: RefSeq, a predicted model, not a curated record
AUGGCUACUUUUGAUAUAAAUGCAAAGAAAGAUAUAUUGAAUGCUGGCAUGGCUGAGCACCAUGGAACCGUGUCAGGUUUACACCAUGGGACUUUUAAAAAGGGAGAAGAUGAACUUGGUAAUGUCUCGGCGGACAAAAGACCAUGUACAAACGCAGUUUUGCAAGAAGUUUCAGCAACCAAGAGAGCAAGAAUUGAUGCAAGUAAUGAUGGCGAUCGACAGGAACAAGGACAAGGUCGCAGUGUUAUUCUUGGUGUAGAAACUGGGAAGGUGGAAAAAAUUGAUGGGAAUAAACUAGAUCAAGCAGAGCAAAAAAUGGGUGAUACACCAAGGAACAGGGAGAUAAAAGACCUUCUUUUAGAAAUCCCCGCUGCAAUUGACCCUCCUCCGCAGAUACAACUCACCACUGGCAACUAUACGCUUGUGUUUUUUGAUAUUGAAACAACUUCUGGAAAAUCAAAUGCAGAAAUAUGUCAGCUGUCGGCAGUUCACAACAAUACAGAAUUCAAUGAAUAUGUGAUGCCGAGCCAACCCAUUCCUUACGUGGUUUCUGAAAAGACUCACCUUACCAUUAACAAUGGAUUUCUAUGCUACAGAGGCAACGCAGUCUCCACCAUAACUAUAGAAAAUUGUUUGAAACGUUUUUUAAUUUUUUUAGCAGACAUACCUAAUCCUGUUUUGGUGGGUCAUAAUAUACUUAGCUUUGACUGCAGAUAUUUGGUAACAUCAAUAAAGCGUUGCUCUCUUCUUGAAGAUUUUCUUUCAUGUGUACAUGGCUUUAUAGAUACGCUCCCUUUAUAUAAAUCAGUUUAUCCUGAAAAGAAAUCUCAUUCACAAGAAUUUUUAGUCAGGGAGUUCACUAGUUCAAACUACAAUGCUCAUAAUGCCAUUGAAGAUGUAAGAGCCUUACAGAAGUUAUUCAAUUGCUGCAACUUUCCCAUGAAAGAUAAACUGGAGCAUAGUUUUACUUUUAAUUGGAUUGUUGAGUACCGAACAUGCAGAGAGAAACAAAACGCCAACAAAACAACGCUCAGUGGACUUGUUAGGGAUAAAGUUUUGAGCGAACGUAUGGCUAAGAAAAUAGCUGAUUCUGGUCUUACGUAUCAUCACCUACAAUUGGCAUGUGCACAAGGUGAGUUAGAUGAUUUAAAAUUUAUAUUUGAAGACAAAUCCUCUGGUAAAGUAAGAGUUACUAAGCAGAAAAGAAUAAUGGAAACAGUAUAUAAACAUUUUAAUAUGUAG